Molecule: messenger RNA, 5328 nt
Organism: Orcinus orca (killer whale)
Lineage: Eukaryota; Metazoa; Chordata; Mammalia; Artiodactyla; Delphinidae
Gene: ZNF792
Product: zinc finger protein 792
Exons: 6
Coding region: 397-1980 (527 amino acids)
Biological process (GO): negative regulation of transcription by RNA polymerase II; regulation of immune system process; regulation of cytokine production
Cellular component (GO): nucleus
Molecular function (GO): DNA-binding transcription repressor activity, RNA polymerase II-specific; DNA-binding transcription activator activity, RNA polymerase II-specific; RNA polymerase II cis-regulatory region sequence-specific DNA binding
Source: RefSeq, a predicted model, not a curated record
GGUGGGGGCCGGAACUUCCUGCGUUUCAGCGCAGCAAGUCAUUUCCCCGGGCCGGUGCGCCCCGAGCCGUGGGCCCGGGGCUGGGCCAGUACCGCUCUUCCCAGUUGGUUUUCCGAAGCGGGCGGGGAAGGACAGGGAGACCAGGACCCUCCUCCGCGUCUUUGAACUAGUCGUGAGCCCCUGGGACGCGGUGUCCGCCAGGGUCCCGCCGGGCCGCGCGCUCUCCGCGGCCCCAGCGGCGGCAUCGGGCUCUGGGUGCCCUUGACCCCGGGGAGACUGAAGUGCCACCUCGCCCCGGGCAAGGCGAGGCGGUGCUAGGCUGAGCCCGCGACACCCGCCUCGGUCGCCCGCCUCUUAGGGCCCCUGCGUCCACGGGCUGCGGCGGCGGCGGCGCUGAUGGACCCGGCGAAGGACUGUGUGACCUUUGAGGACGUGACCAUUUACUUCUCCCAGGAGGAGUGGGGACUCCUUGAUGAGGCUCAGAGACUCCUGUACUGCGAUGUGAUGCUGGAGAACUUUGCACUGAUAGCCUCACUGGGACUUACAUCUUUCAGGUCUCAUGUAGUUGCCCAGCUGGAGAUGGGGGCAGAGCCCUGGGUGCCUGACCGAGUGGACAUGACGUCAGCCAUGGCAAGAGGGGCAUAUAGAGGGCCUGGCUCAGAUUUUUGCCAUGGAACAGAGGGUGAGGAGUCACCUGCUGAGCUUAGUGUUUCUGUAGAAGUGUCACAGGACAUGAAUCCCAAGGUGGUUCCAUCCACCCAGAAAGGCUACCCCUGUGACCUGUGUGGCCUACACCUGAAAGACAUUGUGCACCCAGCUGAACACCAGGCAACACAUCCCUGGCAGAAACCACAUGUGUGUGAGGCAUACAGGAGAGAGUUAAAGUUCAAUGCCAACCUUCACCAACCACAGAUGCAGCAGAACGUGGACAAGCCUAUCGCAAGGAACGAAAGCAGCGCCUCGCUUGUGAAGAGCUGCAGAGAUGACACAUCAAAGAAACCUUUCACACUGAGGGAGAGUGGGAAGGCCUUUGUGUCCAGAUGUGGUUUUCUCCAGCACCAGGUCACUCCCCGUGUAGUGGAGCCACACCACAGCUCCGAAGGCGUGGUGGAUUUUCCCACUAUGCAAUGCCGUAAGAAGCGCAGUGAAUUUCAGAACGCUCUCAGUGACAAAUCCUCACUUGUUCAGCAGAGGACCCACACUGGAGAAAGGCCUUAUGAGUGCAGCAAAUGUGGGAUAUUCUUCAGCUACGCCGCUGGCCUCUUUCAACACCAGAGAGAUCACAAUCGAGGAAAGCCUUAUGAGUGUGGUGAAUGUGGGACAUUCUUUAGCCAGCAGUCCAGUCUCAUCAAACAUCAGAGAGUUCACACUGGUGAAAGCCCUCAUGUGUGCAGCGAAUGCGGGAAAUUCUUUAGCCGAAGCUCCAAUCUUAUUCAACAUAAGAGGGUACACACUGGAGAAAAGCCUUAUCAGUGCAGUGAAUGUGGGAAAUUCUUUAGCCAACGUUCCAAUCUCAUUCAUCAUAAGAGGGUUCAUACAGGUAAAAGUGCUUAUGAGUGCAGCGAGUGUGGGAAAUCCUUCAACUGCAACUCCAGCCUUAUUAAACAUUGGAGAGUUCACACUGGAGAAAAACCUUAUAAGUGCAAUGAAUGUGGGAAAUUCUUUAGCCACUUUGAUGGACUUGUUCAGCAUCAGAUAGUUCACACUGGUGAACGACCCUAUGGGUGCAGCGUUUGUGGGAAAGCCUUCAGCCGAAGCUCCGACCUCAUGAAACAUCAGCGAGUUCACACUGGUGAACGGCCUUAUGAGUGCAGUGAAUGUGGGAAACUGUUUAGCCAAAGCUCCAGCCUCAAUAGCCAUCGGAGACUUCACACUGGUGAACGGCCUUAUCAGUGCCCUGAAUGCGGGAAAUUCUUUAGCCAACGCUCCAGCUUCAAUAACCAUCGGAGACUUCACACUGCUUUCGUCUGGAAGUUGUAAGCCUUUGAACAGACCCCAGAGCUCCAAAAUAGGUGGCGUCAACUCCCAAAAAUCCUUUGGCACGUGUCGUUUGCAGACUGUAACUCUCUCAUCCUGUAUAUGUUUAAGGUAAAAUGUCACUUAUCAGGAAUACUGGAAACUGCUGAACUUGUCUAACGAUGUCCAUGCCUUUAUUUUCUGUCCUAACGCUUCAUUCCUGCCAUUCCGACCUGUUUUCAAUUGCAUAAUUAUUUCUCUUUGUUAUGAUUUUUAUUUCUCCCAACCCUCCCUGUGGUAGACAGCAUUUUGGCCUUCAUGUCCUUUGCCCUCACCACGCCUAUGAAGAUGAUACAUCACAUGGAAAAUGGUAUAUAAUCAAGUUUACUAACCAGUUGAUUUACUAUAAGGAGAUUAUCCUGGAUUCUCUGGAAAGGCCCUUCAAAGAGCUUUCUCUUGGCUCAGGGCAGAAGGGGAAUCAGAGACGUUCAAAGUGUGAGAAGGACAAGACUUGCCAGCUGCUGGCUUGAAGACGGAGGGGGGGCCACAUGCAAAGUGUAAGAAGAAAAUAAAUUCUGCCAAUAACCAGGGAGCUGGGAAGAGGACCCCAUGCCCUAAAGAACUGCAGUCAUAGCUGGUACCUUGAUUUAGCCAUCACAUGCUGAACUUCUGAUCUAUAGAACUAUGUGAUAAUAAAUAAGUGUAGUUUUAAGCUACUAAGUUUGUGGUAGUUUAUCAUACAGCAGUAGACAACUAAUACACUCCCCAAGAGCAAGCCCAACCCCUGUUUCAUUCAGCACAGAGCUAUAACCCUCUGGCACACAGUAGGAACUGAUUUCAAAAACAAAAAACAGAAAACAAAUCCCUAGGCAAGAGAAAUGAAUUAAGAUAUUAUUAAAAGACACUAUUACAAAAAGAAUUCACUGAUAAUGAAACUGAGGGCCCUGUGGGGCUCCUGAACACAGAAGCCUUUUUACCCCCCAUUUCUUGUAGGCAAGACUCCAGCCGCCAUGACCUUCCCUGAGUUCCAAAGGGCAGAUUCUGAGUGAAGAGCAAUGUGAACAUUCUUUGUACAAUUUGCAACUUUUCUGUAAGCCUGAAAUUAUUUUUUAAAAAAUGUUUUAUUCUGCUCAGGGCGAUGGUUAUGUGGAUAUCUGCCUUAUAAUAACUCAUUAAGCUGUAUAUUUUAAUGUGGUUGUUUGGUUUCUAUCUUGUAUUUAAUAGACAUUUAAAAAAAUUAAAGUUGGAAAAACAUAAAUUAGAUCAUGGCUUCUAGUCACUUUCAGAAAAUAAUCCAAAUUCCUGAUAAUUAACAAAUAUAUAACCUGGCCCUUUCUAACGUUCUACCUUUUUUCUUGUUACUCGCUCCUCAUUAGUUAUGUUUUACUCUGCUAUUGCUUCUGAAGCACACAAAGCUCACUUCCACCUCAAGGAAUUUACAUUUGCUGUUCACUCUGCCUGGAAUGUUCUACAUAAUCAGAUGGCCUAAGCCCUUACUUCUUGUUCUUAUCUCUGUCCAGUUACCACCACCUCAGAAUAUAUAAAUAAAUCUAAAUGCAAAAGAGGAGGUGAAUGCAGUCAAAUUAAAAACACAGCUGAAACCGGUUGGGAGGGCAGAAAUAGAGACACGGAUGUAGAGAACAAAUGUAUGGACACCAAGGCGGGAAAGUGGCUGGGGUGGUGGUGGUGGUGGGAUGAACUGGGAGGCUGGGAUUGACAUUUAUACACUAAUAUGUAUAAAAUGGAUAACUAAUAAGAACCUGCUGUAUAAAAAAAUAAAUAAAAUAAAACUCAAAAAUUAAAAAAAACACAGCUGAAGUAUUAUACUGGGAGAGAGAAUAAGCCUAAUAAAGUGACUGGGAAAUAUGAUGAGAGUGAAUGUUAAAAUUGGUAAAGAGUUGGAAAAUUUGGUGAGAUAUUCAUCUUUCCCCCAAGUCUCAGGCCUUUGAAGGGUCUUCCAAACAACCUCUCAGAGAUGUGCCUACUCCCUGACCACAUGGGCUGUUUCCAGCAGUGAUGGCUUCUCUACCCAACAUACUCUUACUCACCUGUGUAUUGUCUCCCUUGAUCUUUCUUCACUAUCAUCCAGGGCUCUUUCCAUUGUUCCAAUAAGGUAAUCACAUGUGGUUUAGAACAGGAAUGACGUGCUUACAAGAUAAGAAUGCCAUAUAAUGAGAAAUAAAAGAUGAAUUCAAAAAUACUUUAAGCUUGUGUUAAAUUUGUAAUAAACUAAAGGUCAAAAUGAUUGCUAAGCACUACAGAGAAGAGAAUGGCAAGAGGAUUCAAGAAUCCAGAUAGGAGGGGAAAGGUCUUAUUUUAAGUGAAAUCUAUCUACCUAUCUACUUACCUACCUACCUACCUUCUGUGUCUUGACAGAAAGCAAAACAUUGUAACUGAGAACAAAGACUGUGGACCCAGAGCACCUGGGUUCAAAUUCCUGGUUCUGCCAUGUACUAGCUGUGCGACCUUGGAUAACUCAAACUCACUGUGCUUCAGCAUUCUCAUCUAAAAUGAUUACAUAUAUUUGUAUUUGAUUUGUAUCAACUGAUUUUUUCCCCCCACAAUCACCUUAUGAAGUACUAUGUUUAUAAAGAGCUUAAAAUAGUGACUGGUCCACAGUUAGAACAAUGCAAGUUAUCAACAUUAUUAUUAUUUUUCUAAGAGAAAAAAGAAAGUUUCCUGAGACAUCUAUAUUUAUAAUUCAUUUAAUCCUAAAUGCAAAGCUCAUGGAUUAUAAAUUUUAACUACAAAAUCAGGUACAUUGUUUUGGAAGAAAUAAAAUGAUGUAAUUUCAGCUUUAAAUAAUUUAUGUUUAUCUAAUGCACCACUAAAUAAAUUGCACAGGCUCUUCAGAUGGAACAAAUCAGAACCUUUGUCUAGCUGUUUUGCCUGCAGGUGGGCUCACCAUUUUGGGCAUAAACACAACAGGAAAUCUGACCUUUGUCAAUAUUUAUAGAACACCCCAGGAUUCUAAUCCUGCCAUUUCAUCAGUUCCAACCUAACAAAGCUCAAACUACUUCUUUGAGAACAGGGAGAAGAAAUCACAUUCACUUCUUAAGACAGCCCUAAAAUGUACAACGAAGAAAGUAUUUCAGGGAGCAGAUUCUAAUUUAUUUGAGAGAUGUAAACUUACCCAGAGAGACCAAGUUCCUAUAGUUCUCCAACAUCAUAUCUCUGUCCAAGUCCCUCUGAGCAGAAUCCAGACUCUCCCACUCCUGCUGAGCGAAGGCUAUGGCCACAUCCCUGAAUGUCACUGAUCCCUGAAACUGCAAACCCACAUAUUUCUGGUGAAAUUAAAGGAAAUGUAGCCAUAGCUAAGACCCGAGGCAGGCAAAAAUAAAAAAAAAAUAAAAAAAAAAGAAAGAAAGAAAA